Molecule: messenger RNA, 1393 nt
Organism: Suillus fuscotomentosus
Lineage: Eukaryota; Fungi; Basidiomycota; Agaricomycetes; Boletales; Suillaceae
Exons: 3
Coding region: 107-1201 (364 amino acids)
Biological process (GO): negative regulation of DNA-templated transcription
Molecular function (GO): transcription corepressor activity
Source: RefSeq, a predicted model, not a curated record
UCUUUCACAGGCCCCUUGCAGGUAGUCCAUCAUCAUCCCGGUUAUCUUCCUUUCGUUACAUUCACGACAGUGGAGUAAUUUAUCCGAGGUUGUGCCACGCUCAGCUAUGGCGAAGAGGCAUUACUCGGCUCUAUCGCAGCCCACCCUCUCAAUGAGCGAGCUGAUAUGCAAAACCCUCGAUCAUGAUGCUACAGACAUGUUAAUCGACAAGUGGCUUGAGCACCGCAAUGAUGCGUAUUGGGAAUGGUUUCAAGGUGUCAGAGAGCGAAAGCAUGCCGCAAACUCUCUCAGACGCCAAGUCCUCGUCUGGAAUAAAGGAGAUUUUCUUCCAGAAAACAUCUUCUGUCGCACAGUCGACACCGGUCGUCUGAUUCCUCUGGAUCGCACCUGGUCGACACAUGUAUAUCACCACAGGUCAAUGCAAGACCGAAAAUUGUCCAUGAUGCCUGUUGUAUUUACUAUGCUGCCUGAGCUGAUGAUGCUCAGAGGGAUGCACGACAUUGGCUGUGACGAUGUCUACAUCAUUGUUACAGACAUGAAACGCCAAGAGAUGGACGAUGUAACAGAAUACUUCAACCUUGUUUGUCGACAUGCAUUCGGGCGCACGUGUAAACCUAGCGUGGAGAACGAGAUCCAGUUCAAUCAUAUGCGUUUGAGCCAUACUCUCCUCAAACAACGACGCACACCAUGUUUUCCUCAGAUUGAUAUCGCUUUCCGAGCCAUUCUCCACGAGAAACGACCGCCUUUCAUCAUCUUAUUCUCCCAUCAGACCACUUCCUAUUCCCAAAUUUUAUUCACACACCCACUAUUCGUUCCAUCAGAAGAAAUAUUUUUUGACUUUCCUAGUGGUUGUCCCAACCCGUGCUGUAACGACGACUGCGAAAUGAUACGCUUUCCUCGUCGUGGCAUUGAAGGUGCAGUAGUAUUGUCGAUAAAACGCGGUCGUCGAAAUGGGAGGAAGGUGAGAUCUCGGGAGAUGUGCAACUGGAUCGACUGCAGCAUUUGUUUCAACGAAGAAACAUCGCAGUACGCCGAGAGUAGUGAAGGAUCGCAGAGCAGCGCCGACAGUGGGGAUACUCCGAACAAUAAUGGACUUGUGUGUAGCAAGUGCCGGUUGGUGAAGUAUUGUUCUCCUGAACAUCAAAAAAAGGACUGGGAAGAGCAUCGUCGGGUUUGCGCUAAGUCAGCUGCUAUCAUCUGACUGUACCUCGUGGACAAGCUCUCGAUUUUUUCUUCAUUGGAAGACGUUAAUAUUCUUGCUAUUGUUGUACUGUGGUCUACUGCAUUUUUAUUGUACGCCGGUCAUUAUUUUUCACUGUCUGCAUCUUGUUGUAAUUGCCAUCACUGAUGUUGUUUAUCGAUUAUUCAAUAUUAUAUUUGGGUUUGGACUUUC